This is a messenger RNA of Macrobrachium nipponense, 10296 nucleotides long. RefSeq names its product axotactin-like (gene axo). NCBI's taxonomy places the organism in Eukaryota, Metazoa, Arthropoda, Malacostraca, Decapoda, Palaemonidae. Bases 237 to 9860 code for a protein of 3207 amino acids. The record is from RefSeq and is a predicted model, not a curated record. The transcript has 42 exons. Gene Ontology annotation, molecular function: calcium ion binding; serine-type endopeptidase inhibitor activity.
GUUGUAUGAGGAGCUGGGGCGCAGUCGACCGGCGGCCUCUGACGGGAAAGGGAAUUUAUAAGUGUUCUGGCCCCGUCAUCCAUUAUUCUUAUAUAUUGUUUUCUUUUGCUUUUGUUGCCUUUACGUACUGUGGGUGUGAACGAAAAGAAUCAGACGUCGAUGCAGUGAUCGAAAUUAGGAGGAAAGGAAAGAUUCUUGUAUGACCCCGAGGAGUUGAAAAUUUGAAGACAACCAAGAUGAAGACUCAUAAGAUACACCUGACCUUGUUGCUGGCUGUCGCUGUUUCUUUCGCCGUCACUUUUGUCCUGUCGAAUCCCGUCCCUCAGUCCGACCACAGUCAUCACCACCACCACCAUUCUACAGGAGCGGAGGAGGGCUAUGAAGAUGACGACUAUUACGAUUAUUAUUACGAGGAGGGAGGCGAGACCGAAACCGCCCCUCCUCCUGCUGGCGUAGUGGAAACGGGAGAUGGUGACCGCUCCCGCUCAACUGCUGCUGGAGAUGGUGUUGUUGGAGAUACAGCUCAGGGUCGGUCUGAGCAUCCUCCCCAUCACCACCAUCAUGAACAUGAGAUGACGAUGACCAAGAUGCCACUGGUGAAAGAUGACCGAGAAAUUCCAAUAGAUACAGAUGGAUUAGCAAAAGGCGUUGCAGAGUCAUCACAAGAUGUGGAGAUCCUACCAGUUCCGCUACCACUUAAAAGCCAAGGAGAGCAAAUUAUGGUUGAAGAAUCGGGGAGUUUACCAGAAAACAGUAUUGACCAGGUGCCUAAUUCUAUUCCCGUGGAAGCUGAGGGGCCAAGUGUACAAAUGAGUGAAAAUCAUGCAGAAGGCAGUCAACCUGCUGUGAUUCCAGGAGCACUGCCAGUUCUUAAAGGUGCAACUGAAAAUGAACCUGUAAUUCCUGACAGCAUUUUGGAAAGCGAAAUUCAUCCAGAACUAAGUGUUAACAGCAAUGAUGUCGUGCCAGAAGGGAAAUCUCUAGAAGAUCCAGAUAUUGAAAAUGAAGUAAACCAAAAAUUGCCUUCUAUCUCAGACACUUUAGAAAAACAAGAUGGUCAAGUUCUGGCAAAAGAUGAAAUUUCAAAUUCAGGGGAUGGGGCAAACCCAGUCAAAUCUUCUGGGAAUGUUGAUAUCCCAGCAGAUUCUGUGGCCCAGGCAGCGUUGGCAGUACCCCUUGUCGCGACUGAAAAUCAAGAAACUGUAAAUCCUAAAGCAAAUGAAGGAGCUGCAGAGGAUGUUAUGUUAGAAUUAGAAACACCAGAAAACUCCUUGGGAUCACUUGAUAUUGUUCUAGAGGCAGAACUUCCUUCUGGUAUAGAACCAUUGUUUCCGGCUGCUGCGAAUAUUUCACAGAAUGGAACUUCAAGUCCAGCAAUAGGAGACGCUGGUGUAGAAUUAGGCACUGUGAUAGGUAACAUAACAAAAACAGAAAAUCCAAUGAUCAUAUCGCCAAUAGCAAGGCUUCCAACACCUCCAGUUACUCAGCCCACACCUCCUUCACCAACACUUACAGAAAAAACACCUAUCUCCAGUGGUGUUUUAAAACUUGAUAAGAGUUGCGCACAACUGCCCGUAACUGGAAUGUGCAGAGGUGCGUUCCCUAUGUUUUAUUUUGACCCGAAGACGCUCCAGUGCAAGCAGUUUGUCUACGGAGGCUGCAGAGGCAAUGAGAACAUUCACAGAACAGCCGAGGAUUGUUACAAGAAGUGCUAUCCGGCGGGGAUGAAGAAGAGUGCAACAGAUAUAUCAACGAAGGUCUCUCAAAACGGCUACCUUACUAUCAGGAGCGGAACCGGCGCCUCUAUCCUAACCUUCACGGGCAAAGAAGCGGCGGCGAAGAUCGAUCCACCAGUCUUGACUGACUUUACCAUCUCUGGCGUCUACGCGUUCAAACUUCACUUCAGGACGGAUAGACCUCACGGUUUUAUUGCGUUCUUGCGUCAGGUUGAAGUCCCCGAAGAGGUCAAGGACAAGCGUAUACAACUACUCAUCUACCUGAAGAAGGGUCACUUAGGCGUCACUCACAUCUUCGACGGGAAGACCGAGACUUUCAUGAUGAGGAGAGGAGGAUUGCAAGGAGGAAACUGGCACUCGGCCUCGGUCAAGGUAGACUCCAGCAACGGAGAGUUGACGAUUAAUGUAGACGACCAACAGGAAUACUUUACCAUUGGAGCUUUGGGCCUUAGACCGCACUAUGGAGGGCGAACCUUGGGAGGAUUUCAGUCUGUGCUCUGGGUUGGAGGUGUAUUCGAUAAUGAGGUGAUCUCGGAGGAGAUGACCUUCGGAAUCGAGCCCUUCCACGGCUGCAUUCAACACCUGAGCCUCAGCAGUGGUCCUACUUCGGAGGAAAUGGUUGCGGUGAAGCCUUUGGUUGCCACGAGGCACACUGGAGUCAGAGAACAUUGCGCCAACAACUGCAAUGACAGGUUCAGGAACUUGUGCUCGCGAAAAUCCCACUGCGUGGAACAUUUCGAUCACAGCACCUGUGAUUGCUUCAACAGCGGCCAGGACGGACCUAAAUGCAAAAAUCCAGACAUUCCAGUUCUCUCCCUGAACGGGGACGGGCACGUGGUCCACCGACUGUACGAAUGGAUGGACCGGGUGCAUUCCUACACAAACCGCAUCUCCGUUGCCUUCAAGACUCGCUUCGCGGACUCGAUCCUCCUGUACGCGAGCGCGGAGCACCCGGAAAGGCAGUACAUCGCAGCCUCACUCACCCAGAGCGGCACCAUCUACGUCGAGGUCAACCUCGGAGCGGGAGCGGUCAGCGCCGAGAUCGGCGAAGGCAUGGACGCGGAAGUGUGGCACACGCUGAACAUCAUCCAUCAACACGAAAAGAUUGACCUCUACAUUGACAGCAGACAAUAUACAACCUUAAUUUUGCCAGGCGACAUCCAAUAUUUCCACCUCGACCCCGAUUUCUACGUAGGAAAUGCGCCACAUCUUUCUAGAGCUUGCGGCUUGCCCUUGGACACUGGUCGUUCAGACUCAGGCAGCAACGGCGGGAGCGGCCUAUCCUGUGGCAGCAAUAGUGGCUACCGAUAUCACUAUGACAAGAACACAGGGUCGUGUCUCCCUUUCAAUUACACAGGAUGCGGCGGUAAUGCCAACAUGUUCGACAAUGAACGGUCAUGCUUAGAGACGUGUUACACGCCAGGCCUGCGUUCAUUCAAUGCCUUCAUGGGCUGCAUGCAGAACGUUUUCUUCAACGACAUAAGCAUCCUGCAGUCACUGAAGGAAAAGAACAGAACCACAAGAUACGUCGGAUCGACGGAAGAGCCCUCUCUUGGGACCUCUUGUAAUGAUACGAAGUUCCUUUCGGUGACCUUCUCGACGGAGAGAGCAGCCAUGACCCUGAUGAAUCCUGAACCCAAUUUCCACUUGGCCCUCUCCUUCAGACCAACCAAGCCUAAGGGCGUCUUGGCCUCUGGGGAAGUAGAACUCCAGCAGUAUGAGUCUGUCGGCAAUUGGGAGAUUCGACAUGAUUCCCACCACGUUUAUUUCUAUAUACAUGACAACCUCCUGACUCUGAAAUCCGAAGCCAAAAUAAGGCUCGGGAACUGGCAAUACGUGGAGGUGCAGUACAAAUCAGGUCGGGUCAACAUGAUGGUCAAUAACAAAAAACAAGGAAAGGAAGGCCCCGGAAAACUCGUCUUCUCUCCUGAGGUGACCGUCGGCAAGAACGCUUUGGAGGAGUUCCCCGGAUUCAUUGGCUGCAUACGAAAACUAAUCAUCGGAAGUACGCAGUUGGACUUGAGGACGAUUGUCGGAACCCCAAUGGUUAACAAAGGUGUCACGUACGAUAAUUGCCAAGUAUUAGGACCUUGCGAGGGACCGCAGGCCUGCGAACAUGGUGGCAAAUGCUCCGUUGACGAAAACGAUGAAGUUCAGUGCGACUGCUCAGGCACCGGAUACUCGGGGAAGAGGUGCCACUUUUCGUUGUACAAGAAAUCCUGCGAGCAAUACCGACAGCUCGGCCUCAAAAGUUCCGGUGUCUACCGUAUUGACCUCGAUGGAAAUGGGCCGUUGCCACCCGCCUACGUCAAGUGCUCCUUCAAUUCACUGCUCAGGGAAACUUAUACAACUGUGGAACACAAUGUAGAGGAAGAAUAUGAGGUGCGAAGGCGUGGGAUCAAGGACUUCAAGCUGGACGUCCAGUACAGAGACUUCACGCCCGAGAUGCUGACCACUCUUGUUAGUCAAUCUAAAUCAUGCAGUCAGGAGGUUGAGUAUCAGUGCCGAAGGGCGCCUCUCAAGCUCUCAACCCAGACGUGGUUCUCCUCACCGGCGCAAAAGUUUUUGUCGAAUUUCGGUACAAAGGCACCAGGAGUUUGCAAAUGUAGAGAACGCAACAGCUGCGAGAGGCGCGACGUGGCCUGCAACUGUGACAUCAACGACGGCCUUCUGAGGAAGGACAAAGGCACCUUCACUGAUCCCGAGCAACUGCCCAUCACUUCGAUGGUCUUCCUGCAAGGGGAAGUUCAGAAGGUGGACUCCGAGGCUCACAUCACCCUCAAACCACUGACGUGUAUCUCAGAAGCCUCGACAGAACAGGCAGUGAGCUUCAUGGACUCUUCUAGUUACCUAGAGGUUCCUGCAUGGCGGGAAGGAAGCCUCUCCUUUUCCUUCCGAACGACCAGCGAGACGGCUGUUGUGGCCUACCAACCAGCCUACCAUCCGCGUCACGCCACCUUCAUGAUCUCUCUCGUUGGAGGUAAGGAGCUAGAGUUCAUGUACCGCUACCAAGGGGAAGCUCACUAUAAGACCCUUCGCAGCCUGAAGCCUCUGAAUGAUGGUGAGUGGCAGCACGUCCUGGUUGAUGUCUACAACCAUCAGCUGCGAUUCGUCAUCAACUCGGAGGAGGAAAUAAUUGCGGUGGAUCCCAACGCUUACCUGGGAGUUCUCGAUGGUUCUAUGUUCCUAGGAGGCAUUCCAGAGCAAUUCCGAGGAGAGGAAAAACAUUCGCAGCACGUGAAGCUGGAGGGUCUGGUUGGCUGCAUCAAAGGUCUAGCUCUGAAUGGGGACAAGGUCAGCUUGGAGAGACUCUUCAGGGCCUCGUCCCACGGCGUGUCCCUAGGAUGUAAUCCUGCUUGCGACCUCAAUCCUUGCCAGAACGGGGCACGAUGCGUCGAAAUGUGGGGGUCAUAUAAAUGCGAGUGUGCCAAUGCCUUCGCUCACUCGGGGAAGAACUGUGAGAUAAACAUCAACACAGAGAGCCUCACUUUCAUGACGGAGGAGUCGAAGUACAAGUACUUCGACAACGACACCGUCCACCGAGGGGAGAAACUCUUCAACGAGACCUUUUAUCUCAACUUCCGGACGCACGAGGAAAAGGGUCUUCUGAUAUUUGCCUACAACUACUUACAUAACUUCGCACAGCUGCAUCUGGCCAGACCUAACGAGGUCGUCUUCCUCUUCAACUACGGCAGAGAGGUGAAGAAGAUGUCGGUGGUAGCCAACGAUGGUGUUGUCUUCAAUAAGGGUCAGUCGGUGCAGGUGAAAGUCCUUCGUACGAACACUUCGACUAGCCUUCACGUCUUCACCGAAGGGAAUUACUUCAAGGAGUCACUGAAGGUGGGCUUUUCCCUCCUCCAAGAGGACGACUAUGAACAAUUCCCCUUCGGGGACAGCCAGCCACUGCCCGAAAUGGUCUACUACCCGCAUUCUAUGACGAAACCGAGACCAUUCUUAUUGGUUUACCUGGGGUCAGCUAACGACAGACAGCAUGACAUCCGAAGUACCAUACCCGGAUUUAGAGGCUGCAUCCGAGGAGUCAAGAUCGGAGAUACUCUGAUGCCACUUAGGAAGAUGCUGGCUACCUCUGCUUACUCCACCGAAGGAAUAGCCCCUGAGUGCAAAAUGGCAUGCGACACGAAGCCUUGUCUCAAUGGAGGCAAAUGCACGGAGGAUUUCCAGUUCUUCAGCAAUUUCCACUGCGAAUGCAAGGACACGUCUUAUACAGGAGCUACCUGUGAUUCAGAAAUCGCCUAUACAUUCAGCGGGAACGAGUGGAUUAAGCAAGACACGUCAUAUUCACCGCUAGAUGGCGACUUCACAUUAGAACUGGCGUUUUCCACUUCAGAGCGACUCCUUGAACCUCAGGCUGUGGCUCUUUUGAGGUCCACGAAUCCAAGUUCAGUACAUGAUUACGUGUUGAUAUGGAUUGGCGCAGAUGGUUCUAUCGUGGUUGAAGCUCAGCUGCAGGAUAUCGACGAAGACAAAAUCCACGGCGCUAAAGUACGACCUUCGGAGCACAGCAUCAACGCUUUUGACGGGCAGCGCCAUUACAUUCUGGUUCAGAAGAAAGGCAGACGGUUGACAACUAAGAUUGACAAGAAAGAAAGAGAAGUUGGGCCUAUGAAAAGUGUGUAUGUCAGCGAAACUCCGGUGAAAGCCACUCCCACUUCGUUGUACUUAGGAGGCAUAGAAAGUGCCAUAGACGACCGAAUGAUGCAAUACAAAGGCUUCCAUGGCUGCAUCUCAAACGUGAGGAUAAGCACCCCAAAGGACGAGUACCAUCCCCUCCGGCAAUACAGUGACGGGGACCUCCACCUGGAGAAGAAGGGCAUUCCCAAACAAGGGCAAUGCGCUGGCUUCGGGCUCGCAGGCCUUUCUUUCCCAAUGCUGGUGGCUCAGGCUCUCACCAUGGGUGCCUCUGCUGUCAAGGGCUCCGACUGGGUAUACACACGACCCGAGAAGAUACCAAUGACGUCAGUUUCCUAUGUCAAAGGUCAUCCAGAGAGGGACACAGUCUUCGAUAAUGUUGUACCAACUGUUGCCGGUAUAGUUUUGGGCGCCUCAUUAAUCAUUGUGGCGCUCUUACUCCUGAAGCAAUACAUGAAGAGGAAGAAAGAAGGAAACAAAGAGAAGAAGGAGGAGGAAGAAAAGAAGCCUCUCUUCAAUGGCAGGAAUGCGAAAAUCUCCUACGAACCGAGAAAGAAUACUAUGGUAAUUACUUCUGAUAACCAGGAAUCGGUUCCAUUAAAAUCUGCACCUGAUGGCAUUCCUCUGACGUCAUAUUCUGUUGUAAAAGAAGAGAUCCAUCAGAACGAGAAACCAGCUGCUGCCCCGUUGGAAGCGCCCCUGUCAGAAAUCGAACCAGCUGAGCAAGAGCCUCAUAAGGGCCAGGAUGAUGUUCCUGAGGUCUCUACUACUUCUUCAGAUGAGAAAGUCUCCCACGAGGAUGAUGUCGACGUAGAUAUCAAGGAAGAAGUCCAAGUGCACAGCGAUGCAGGAGGAGACAGCGACGAAGUGCAGGUUCGUAGAAAGGGCAACACUGAAGAAGGAGAGACUGGAGGUCGACCUCUCUCCUGGGACAAAUCCACUGACAAUUUACCCCUAAUCAUCGGCCAGGAAGAAAAAGUAAUCAGACCUACAUCAUAUGUGGACACAUCAUCAGAGAGUAGCAUCGAAUGUACCAUCGACAUAAAUGUCACUCCACCCAGGAGCCCUUCGACCUCUCCCAAGCCGGUACUUGAUGUCAGUGGCGAAGUUGCCACAGCUGCGCCCACAUCGAAUGACAAUAACACUGAUACUGUCCAGGAUGACUCAGACCCAGAACCUGUAUUGAAGAAAUAUGUUAUCAUAGGAGCAGAAGAAGAUGAUGCAAGAGUGCAAUCAGAACAACCACAACCUUCUGAACACAGACUCGAUGUAGACCAGGUGGCUCAUGACCCAGAACCAGAGAACGAUGAUUCAAAACAGCAGGAAGACAGACACCUGGACAUUGAUACCAACACUGCCCCAGUGGUACCAGCAGUAGACGCAGGAGCCCAGUCAGAACAACCAGAAACCUCUGAGGAGAUAGUACAUGAAGGAGAACCAGCUGCUGGAGAUUUAAAACAAGAGGAAGACAGUAAGGUGGAAAUUGAUUUCAGCUCAGUUCCGGUGAUAAAGAUAGAAAGAAGCCAGAGCGAAGCAGAUGUCAUUGUAGAUGACGAUGUUGAUGAUGACGCAGUUCCAGUCACAGAAAACGGAGACACUGAAGAAAGUGCAGAAUCAGUUGCUGCUGCUCUGAAAAUUGGAAACACAGAAGCAAUAGUAGAGUCUGGGCCUAAAUCAGAAGCUGAGGAGGUCACGUCGAAGGCUGAGAUAGAGGAAGAAGAAUCAGCAUCCCCCGACAGUGAGGUAAGCGACGGCACUGACAACACACCGCCAGCGAAGGGAAAGAAAGAAGCUGAAGAUGUCGAUUUCAUCGAAUAUCGAGAUGACAGCGUCCAGGUGCAGGACGCCCAGAGGAUGUCAAAGACAAUGGCAGAACUAGAGGCACCGUCAGUCAUUGCUUGUGAUGACAGUUCUGUGGAGCUAGACGCGGCUACAAAACCAGAACCAAAAACUCAAUCAACUGGUAAUGUUGGAAGUGCGUCGACAGGGCUAGUUCUAGAACAAGAAACGGAAACGAAAACGGGAUCUAAAGAAAACGUACUGCUUUCUGUAACUGAAAAAGAAAACGAUGCUGAGGGACGGGAAACUUUAUUACAAAAUAGUGAGAGGGAGAGAAAUUUGCUAUUGAAGAAUGAAGAAAAUACAUUACUAUCAGAAGAAGAGACAUCCAGUGAAGUGAAUAAAGAUAUAGAUACAGAUGUGAAAGAAUGUGGUCUUGAAGGAAAAGAAGUAGCGGUACACACCAGUGAGAAACAAGGCCUCAAGGAUCAGCAGAUUACUGACGAACUUACAGAUGCUAACAAAAGAACAAGCCAAAAUUUUACAGAAGACGAACUUGAUUUGUUAAAGCAGUGGUCUGCAAAGCAGAGAAGUCGCAGUGAAGGAGACGCAAGCCUUUACAAAGUGUCCUUUAGCAGCGACGACGCUGAUGACGAUCCCACUUAUCACACCUAUAUAAAUUAUGCUUUAGACGACAGUGACGUCAUGCAAGAUCUGACUGAUCCCCCCCAUCUGGCAGGUCCCCUGAUUCAUCAUGAGGAUGCUGCACACCUUGCUCCGAUACAAGAAUCUGACGAAACAGACGAGGAUGAUCUAGACAGUGACAAGAAGAUUUCUAUGCCAUCACUCUUAAAGUCAAACCUUUCUGCUGGAAUGUUAAAUCUUAAUGCUAUAUCGUCGGACAGCAGGGAAGAACUGGAUGUAACCACAGUAGGAAAAGGAGAGGGUGAAAAAAGCGAGGAACCAUCAAAUGAGGACACUGAAAUAAGGAGAGAAAUCUCCACUGGUGAUGAACGAGAACCUUUACAUGAGUCGGCACAACUAAUCAAAGAUGAACAAACACGACAGCCAACAAUGAAGGAUGGAAGAGAAGCAGAAGAAAUGAUCCCGAUUGAUAGCCUAAAUGAAGAGAAACUGCUGAUUGUUGAAAAUGGCACAAUACUGCCAUCUAACGAAGAAGAUAAAAUAGAACAACUACUGAUUGUCGAAGGCAAUACAGAACUGCCACCUAAAGAUGUAGAGCAACUGCUGAUUGUUGAAGAUCACACAGACAUUCUACCUAAAGGUGAAGAGAAAGCAGAGCAACUACUGAUUGUAGAAGGCGACACAGAACUGACAUCCAAAGAUGAUGAAGACCAAGAGGAGCGCCAACCAGGCGAAGAAGGUCUGCCACUCAAGACUGAAAUUGAGGUAGAUCGACCAAUUGGGAAGGACAGUGAAGAAAACCCGGUCAAACCAGGUGAAGAAGGUCAGCCAAGUGGGGCUUCAGCCACAGACAGAGAGAUAGAUGGUCGGCUUAAAAAGGGAAGAAUCACCAAAGGAAAGAAAGACAGUCCAAUAUUUCUUUCCGAAAAUCUUCGAACAUUCAGCAACCCCAUCAGCUACCUCGGUGGACCAACAAUCGAGUAUGAUGAAGAUACUAGAGAAGGCCGAACAAGACAAGACAGCUUAACUUCAUUAACAUCACUUGACUGAUAGGCAACAAUUCAGCCGUUAACCGGCGUUUCUAACUCAUGUCUCCCCACAGAUGUUCUAAGCAAUUACAUGAACAUACGAUGCAUUGACAUGGUACAAAAUUUUCUUAAUUUCUUUAGUGAAUUUGUAUUUCCCAGACGUGAGGAUGUUGCAAAUGUGGGAAAAUAAAGGUUGACUAUGGUUAUAGAUUUAAUUUAGUAACAGGCUUUUAGCUCAAAAUAUGCUGUCAGUAGUGGAAGUAUAUUUAAAUUAAUAAUUAAGGUUCUUGGUAAUUGUGGACUUAUGCCUUAUCACCUAAAUAUAAAGUGAGGCUUUGAAGAGUCUGAGAAUUUUAGUCAGUAUUGUCAAGGAAAUGUAUGUAUAUUGUUAUUAAUUCUAUGUAAAUAGUAUAAUGCUUGUGCAUUGUGACGCGAGUCUAUUAAAAUCUAUACUGAAA